GCCUGGCGCCGGAAGAAAGCUUCAGGCAGAAAGCGGGAAGUUUUGCAAAGGAAUUGGAGUUCAUAGAAAGACAUGGAGGAGAAGCUCAAGAGGGUUGCACCGUGGUUGAAAAAGUCAUUUGGAGACCAGCCGAUCCCCUCCUUCGAAGCAGACACACGGACAAUAGACAUUCUGUAUGAGUUGGCUGAAUGCAACGAGUCCCGAGAUGGAGAUGUCAGCUUAUUAAUUGAAGACACAAACCAGAAAGCGGCUGAAUAUGAAUCUGAUGGUAGCUAUCUACAGGACCUUCUGACUGAGAGCCUAAACCUUUCUUUCAGCAGCUUGUCAAAAAUGAGCACCAGCUACCUGAACAACUUGGUGGAUGUAGCUCUGGCCCUUGAAACGAAGGACACAUCCCUCGCAAGCUUCAUUCCUGCCAUCAAUGACCUGACUUCAGAUUUGCAUGCAGCAGAAUCAAAAAACAAAGACAUGGAGUUUGAGCUGAGCAACCUGAGGAAAAAGCUCACAUCCGCCCUAGUGCUGGAGAAACGUCUUCAGGAUGACAUCAUCAAAACAGAAGAACUUUUGAUGGUAGAAAAAGCGAAGGCUGAGAGCCGGACCCAAAACAUGAAGUUCCUGAAAGACAAAUCGGAGGAUAUGAAAUCCAGAAUUGAAGCAUCAGAGAAGCAACUGUCUGCAAGUGGGCUGGAGGCUUCCCUGACACAUGCAUCUCUAGUGAAGCUUUCGGAGAAACUGGCAGAAAUAAAGAAGGAAACUGCACCUUUGGAAAAGAAACUGGAGUCCUACUUGGACCUGCCCCCUAGCUGUAGUCUUGCUAAAGUGAAAAUUGAAGAAGCAAAGAGGGAGCUGGCAGCACUUGAGGAAGAGUUUUCAGCUAAAGUGGAUAUGGCCGUACUUUCAGUCCCUUUGCCUACCAAACGACCAUUCAUUUAAUUGUCCUGGUACCGAUCAUUUUAAAAAAAGAAACUAAUAUGAAUUUUGUGGACGGUGGUGCCUUGACUUCAGAUGCCGCUAUUUCAUCUUAUUCAGCACUUUAUCUCGUUUUUGACAAAAGCAGUUUUUUAAGACAAGUGCAGCUUUCUAUUUUGUGUGUAACUCUCUUCCUUUUUUCCUACAAGAAUGUUUCCUUGAUUGGUCUUUCUCAACACACGUAUACAAUAAACUUUUGUAGUAAUCUGA
Molecule: messenger RNA, 1179 nt
Organism: Anolis sagrei ordinatus
Lineage: Eukaryota; Metazoa; Chordata; Lepidosauria; Squamata; Anolidae
Source: RefSeq, a predicted model, not a curated record